AUGAUUAGAUCUUUUCUACGUCGUCAUCGUCUUUUACUUAUUAAUGUAACAUCAGCAUCUGGCUGUCUUGCCACUAGUGAUUUCUGUGUACAAAAUUUCUACGAAAAGAAAAACUCGUUAGACGAUAAACGUCUUGUCGCAGCUUUGGCGACUGGAGCAGUCAUGGGUGCUGAAGCACAUAUUUGGUUUCCAUUUCUUGAUCGUUUGAUUGUUCAUCCAUCAUGGCGUAAUGUUUUUAAAAAGGUUCUUCUCGAUCAAACUAUGGCAGCACCUAUAUUUACACUAACAUAUAUUGUUGGAACUUCAAUUCUUGAGGGUCGAACAUCAUAUCGCGAAUUAGUAAAAGAUACUCAAACAAAUUUUCUUCCGUUAUAUAUUGCUGAUACUCUCAUUUAUAUACCAAUUCAAAUAGUGAACUUCAAAUAUAUACCAGCGUUCUAUCGUGUUCCAUUUUUAUCAUUUGUUGCAUUCAUUUUUGAUUGCUUUAUUUCAGCAUAUAAACAUAAACCCCAAGAAAUACACGUGCAUACCAAACACGAAUAG
Molecule: messenger RNA, 543 nt
Organism: Adineta steineri
Lineage: Eukaryota; Metazoa; Rotifera; Eurotatoria; Adinetida; Adinetidae
Source: the annotation of a GenBank genome assembly